Molecule: messenger RNA, 1071 nt
Organism: Elephantulus edwardii (Cape elephant shrew)
Lineage: Eukaryota; Metazoa; Chordata; Mammalia; Macroscelidea; Macroscelididae
Gene: PUSL1
Product: pseudouridylate synthase-like 1
Exons: 8
Biological process (GO): tRNA pseudouridine synthesis
Molecular function (GO): pseudouridine synthase activity; RNA binding
Source: RefSeq, a predicted model, not a curated record
AUGGGCUCGGCGCCCGCGGGCUCCGUGCGAGCGCGCUACCUCGUGUACUUCCAGUACUUGGGCACCGCCUUCAACGGGGUCGCGGCUGUCAGGGGCACCCAGCGCGCCGUUGGAGUCCAGAACUUCUUGGAGGAGGCCGCAGAAUGCCUGAAUUCAGUGGAGCCAGUCAAGUUUACCGUUUCCAGCCGCACAGAUGCUGGCGUCCACGCGCUGAGCAACGCAGCACAUCUGGAUAUCCAGCGCUGCUCGCAUCAGCCCCCUUUCUCCCCCGAAGUACUGACCCAGGCCCUCAACACCCACCUGAGACACCCAGCCAUCAGGGUAAUACGGGCCUUCAGAGUGCCCAGCAACUUCCACGCCCGACACUCAGCCAUAGCGAGGACCUACCUGUACCGCCUGGCCACUGGCUGCCCAAGGGCAGACCAGCUCUCUGUGUUUGAACGGAACCUGUGCUGGACUCUUCCAGCGGACACCCUGGACGUGGAUGCCAUGCAAGAGGCUGCCCACCACCUCCUGGGGACACAUGACUUCAGUGCCUUCCAGUCAGCUGGCAGCCCCGCCAAUAGCCCAGUGCGCACACUGUUACGUGCCACUGUGUCCCCUGGGACUGCUAGCCCCUUUGUCAGUCCCCAAGAGUACAGGGAGCUGCGGUUCUGGAACCUGGAGUUUGAGAGCCAGUCCUUCCUGUACCGGCAGGUGCGGAGGAUGACAGCAGUGCUGGUGGCUGUGGGACUGGGAGUGCUGACCCCUGCCCAGGUGAAGACAAUUCUGGAGAGUAGAGACCCCCUUGGCAAGCACCAGACACAUGUAGCCCCAGCCCAAGGCCUGUUCCUCAUGGCAGUUCGGUACCCAGGCCUCACAUGACAAGGUGAGAGAAGACACAGGGACUGGCAGGAGCCAGCUGUGCUCUCCACUGCCAAGCCCUCCUCAGACAGGAGUCUGGACUGCACCCUGCAGGGAGGCCCAGGAGCUCAGGAUGGGGAAAUUUCUAGCCAGCCCAAGGACCCUAAGAUGGAGGUCUCAUGGGACAGCUCUGGCCAAGUCUGCACCUCCACAUUCCUGGGUACCUAG